Molecule: messenger RNA, 2354 nt
Organism: Ilex paraguariensis (yerba mate)
Lineage: Eukaryota; Viridiplantae; Streptophyta; Magnoliopsida; Aquifoliales; Aquifoliaceae
Source: the annotation of a GenBank genome assembly
UCUCUCUCUCUCUCUCUCUGUUUGCCAUUCAAAGCAGAGAGUGGGAUUGAGGGCUGAUCCCGAUUCGUCUGUGUUUAAGCAAGUUUCGGGCAGGGAAGGUUUUUCUUGGGAGCGAUCUGAUAGCUGAGAUGUGAAAGAGCUAUUGCGGUUUGGGAGAUUAUCAAAAUUCGAUCUUAAGCAGAGUGAAGCAAUGGACAUCAAGUUCAUUUUCUUGGCAAUUUUCAUGCUUGGAACUUUUUUCUUGCUGGUAACCACCGAACCCACUGAAGAUAAACAAGCUCUACUUGAUUUUUACAGUGGCAUUCAUCUCUCACGCCAUCUCAAUUGGGUUCAGAAUUCUUCUGUCUGUAAUAACUGGACUGGAGUGGCCUGCAAUCAUGAUAGAUCUAGAGUUAUAGCCCUUCGAUUGCCUGGAAUUGGCUUUCGUGGCCCGCUUCCUUCAAACACUCUGAGUCGUUUAUCAGCACUUCAGAUCUUAAGCCUAAGAUCCAAUGGCAUAUCGGGUCCUUUCCCUUCUGAUUUUGCCAGACUCGGAAACUUAACUGCCCUUUUUCUUCAAUUUAAUAACUUCCAUGGUCCUUUGCCACCAGAUUUCUCAGUUUGGAAUAAUCUUUCAAUUAUCAAUUUGUCCAACAAUGAUUUUAAUCUAAGUAUUCCUUCUUCCAUUUCAAAUUUGACUCACCUCACUGCAUUGAAUCUUGCUAACAACUCGCUAUCUGGUGAAAUUCCUGAUCUUAAUGUACCUAGUCUGCAAUUGCUAGAUCUAUCGAACAAUAGGCUAACUGGGAGUGUGCCUCAAUCUCUUCAGAGAUUUCCCAGUUCGGCUUUCUUGGGAAAUAAUAUUUCCCCUGAAAAUUCAUCUCCUCCAUUGCCUUCAGUUCUUCCCCCCAACGCUCAACCAGUAAGCAAAUCCUCAAAACUUAGUGAGCCUGCAAUACUGGGAAUCAUAAUUGGUGGUUGCACUCUGGGGUUUGUAGUAAUUGCUUUGCUGCUGAUUGUUUGCUAUUCAAACAAACAACGAAAAAAUGAGGUCCCGAAAAAAUCCCAGAAGAAAGAAGGGAUUGUAAAGAAACAAGUUUCCAACAAGCAAGAUGGGAACAGCAGGCUUGUAUUCUUUGAGGGUUGCAAUCUUGCAUUUGACUUGGAAGAUUUGUUGAGGGCUUCUGCUGAGGUGCUUGGGAAGGGAACCUUUGGCACCACGUAUAGGGCAGCGUUGGAGGAUGCAACCACAGUGGCAGUAAAGAGAUUGAAGGAAGGAAGUGUGGUGAGACGAGAGUUUGAGCAGCAGAUGGAGGUUGUUGGAAGUAUUAGGCACGAGAAUGUGGUUGCACUAAGAGCAUAUUACUAUUCAAAGGAUGAAAAGCUCAUGGUGUAUGACUAUUACAGUCAGGGAAGCAUGUCUACCAUGUUACAUGCAAAAAGAGGCAAGGACCGUACUCCUUUAGACUGGGAAACCCGUUUGAGAAUUGCAAUUGGUGUAGCAAGAGGUAUUGCUCAUAUCCACACCCAAAAUGGUGGGAAGCUUGUCCAUGGGAACAUAAAGGCCUCAAACAUUUUCCUCAACUCCCAACAAUAUGGUUGCGUUUCUGAUCUUGGCUUGGGAACACUGAUGAGUCAAAUUACUUCAACAGUCAUGUGGAGAGCAGGGUACCGAGCCCCAGAAGUGACAGACAGCCGGAAGGUCUCCCAGGCAUCUGACGUUUACAGCUUUGGGGUCCUGCUGCUUGAACUUCUUACUGGAAAGUCCCCCAUACCUACCACGGGUGGCGAGGAAGUUUUCCACUUGGUCAGAUGGGUUCAUUCUGUUGUUCGAGAAGAGUGGACAGCUGAGGUGUUCGACGUUGAGCUUUUGAGGUAUCCUAAUAUAGAGGAGGAGAUGGUGGAGAUGUUGCAAAUAGGCAUGACUUGUGUGACGAGGAUGCCAGAACAGAGGCCGAAAAUGCAAGAUGUAAUGAAGAUGGUAGAGGGUAUUAGAAGGGUCAAUACUGGUAACCGGCCAUCUACCGAAGGUUCAACGCCAACUUCUUUGACACCACCUGUGGUUGAACUAGGAUCCUCUUCUGUUUCAUAGUGAGAUUCGUACUAGGGUGAGUAGUUGUGAUGCCAUUUUUUUUUUCUUCUUUUAGGUUCUUCAUUACCACAGUCAGUCUUCCUAAAAUCUGUAGUACUUUUUGAGUCUGUGUAUGUUGGUUUUCUUUGACAUCAGUUUACCUACCUGAUCCAGCUAAAAGCCCAAAAGUCAGGUUGGUUUACUGAAUUCUUUGAUGGGGACUGGGUUUAUUAUAGUUUUGAGUGAUGCUGAAUAAUGGAACCUUCUCCUUCUCUCCCUGCUUGUAUCCACUGUAAUAUGAUUG